Dimorphilus gyrociliatus is the source of this 1018-nucleotide messenger RNA. The record is from the annotation of a GenBank genome assembly. NCBI's taxonomy places the organism in Eukaryota, Metazoa, Annelida, Polychaeta, Dinophilidae.
AAUGAAUUCUGAAGAAAAUGAAAAUUACCAAAGCUGUAUAGAAGACGAUGAUAGUGAGCUAAGUAUGGCUUCUCAUGCAGUAGCGGAAGGCCUACAGUGUUAUGGACAAAGGUUUGAACAAAUCUUACAAAAGUUUGAAAAGAAUUUUUCUACGCUAAAUGGCGAUGAAAAGAAAUUUUUUGUUGACUUUAAAAAUCAUCUAAGAACUGUAAGAGAUUGCGCAAAAGUCAAUUCGGAAUAUUACACUCUGGUCUUAGAUUACGUUUAUAAUGAUGAAGAGAGUCUGGAAUUUUUCAAAUAUGACUUUUCUCGUUAUAACUAUGUUCUAAAAUUAAUUGCCCGUGAUUGGUCGGAGAAUUAUAGAUUUGAAAGAGAAGAGUGGUUUAAUCCUAUUAUUAAUGAAUUAUCCGAGGCUUUUGAUAGGAAUGAUAGAGAAAAUGUUAAAGUUUUAUGCAUUGGAGAUGAGCUUUUAAGGUUAGCUCUGGAAAUUAGUAGAAAAGGCUUUCUAGUAGAAGGUGUUAUGGAAGACAUUUUGAAAAUAAGUGUGAUUUCUCAAAUGAACAAAUUAACUGAUAAAAAUGUCUUUUGCAUCUAUCCAUUUAUUAAUGAUUGGAAUAAUUUACUGACGGAUUUUGGACAGAUCAAGCCGAUUAGAUUUCCUGAUACAACUUUUGAAACUGAAGGAAGUACCAUCGUCGACGAUGAUUAUCUCAAAGAUGAGCCAAGCGUUAUUGCAGCAAGAUUUUUGGCUGAUUAUGCACCAACCGUAAGCCAAGAAAAAGUAGACGCUGCUACUACAUGUGGAUAUUUUAACUUAUCAAAGAACGUUCCUUUGCUAAUAUCAACUAUUCAUCAUAUUUUAAAACCUGGUGGCGUUUGGAUUAACAACGGUCCCCUCAACAAUGAUUACGACCCAGAUUAUCAAGCAAAUUCUGAAAGUGCACAUAUGGAUUAUGAUGAAGUUAAAUCUGCAUUAACAAAGCAAGGUUUUGAGAUAUUGGUAAAUAUUAAAAAUUAG